Schistocerca cancellata (South American locust) is the source of this 1214-nucleotide messenger RNA. RefSeq names its product tRNA wybutosine-synthesizing protein 3 homolog. Gene Ontology annotation, molecular function: tRNA methyltransferase activity. The transcript is spliced from 6 exons. Gene Ontology annotation, biological process: tRNA methylation. Gene Ontology annotation, cellular component: cytoplasm. NCBI's taxonomy places the organism in Eukaryota, Metazoa, Arthropoda, Insecta, Orthoptera, Acrididae. The record is from RefSeq and is a predicted model, not a curated record. The coding region runs from base 91 to 717 and encodes 208 amino acids.
UGCCUGAAGCUUGUUUAUUACAUGUUUAUUGUGUAGCAGAGAAGGUAUGAGGUAGUGAUUGUGAGGAUCGUAGUAAUACAAAGUGGAAUAAUGCAGUGGUCCGAGAAAGAAUUUCAAGACAAAAAGAAACGGAUACUCAGCAGUGCCGAUCUAAGUCGCAAAGGUAGUGUGGACAGUGACAUUGUUGAACUUGUUGAUUUUAUCAACUCUCACAACCAAUAUGUUACAACAAGUUCGUGUUCAGGCCGCUUGAUCGUCUUUUGUGAGGUGCCGUCAAUGGGAAACAGUAAAGAAGGAUGCAAGUGGUUGUACACAACCCAUGAUGACAUCGAUAUGGAGGAUAUGAUGAGUAAGCUCGACCCAGCUGUGGGAGAUCUCGUGCUUAAAUUUGAGCCGAUGAUUCUUCAUGUACAAUGUCAUACGAUAGAAGACGCAAAACAUUUGCAUACUUGUGCCCUGGAAUCAGGCUUCCGCAACACUGGAGUCACAAUUGGUCACAGAGGAAAAGUCAUGCUGGCAAUACGUAGCUGCUUAAACUUAGAAGUUCCACUUUCUCAUGCUGGGAAACUAUUAGUCUCUGAAGAGUAUCUAAAAUUCCUUACUAGUAAAGCCAGUGAGAAGAUGAAGGAAAAUAAACGAAGAACCAUGAAUUUUUUCUCAAAAAUUAAAAACAUCAAAGAGAAAGAAAUUGUGAGAACGGAAGUACUGAAUUUCUAACGACAAUUUGCUUCUCUGAAACCCAGCUGAUUACUUCAGCUGCAGACCUUGCCUUGGAAACAGAUUUUUUUUGAAGACGUAGUGACUGGAAUUCCAUCUACUCAGCCACAAUAAGACAACUGAGCUCCAAUAAAUAAGCAGUGGCAUUGAUGCACAAGUAACUGAAGUAAUGUCAAGUCAGAAGAUUUGAUUGAGACUGUGAUCUAUGCAUAAUGUAUCUAUUUUAUAAUAUAAGGAGGGAAAUGCUGUAAUAGCAAGUUAUCAAGAAAACGCCUCUAUGACAUUACAAGGGCAAGUUUUCACAACAAGGAUUACAUUUUUAGGAUUGAAAUAAUGCAGCACAGCUCAUUUAUCGCCUCAAACAACGAAGGAAACUCCAUGAAGAAGAAACUGUCCCUUUACUGUAGUGAUGGUUGUCAGAGUAAUUAAAAUAUCUGCCUAUAGUUUCUUAUGUUUGAAAUGUGUAUUUUGUGUAAUAAAACACCAGUUUUUGUUCA